ACUCGCAGGUGAAUGUGUGUACACACAGAUGACGAACCACACACAAGCGCUCUGAAAUGGGCUGUUUCAUAGGCUAAAGAUUACGACAAACGCCGGGUGGACAGCGGAAUUUAAAUCGGAUUUCUAUAUUAUAUCAAAAGCAUGUCCGCUUUUGUGGCCCAUCCUUCUGUACGUGUCAGAGGAACAGAACACACAUAUACACCUGUGCUGUGUCAGGAUGAGAAGUGUUUGGGACAGGAGAAAGGAGUGCACAUGCACUGCCCGCUCUGUUCUGUGGCCGAGGCUUACCAAGAUCCCGUUAUCCUGCGAGCUCACUUCCGCAUCAAACAUGUGGACAAAGGCAUUGACUUUGGAGGCUUGAAGGUGCUGCGCUGCUGUAUCCAUUGCGAGAUUGUGGGCACUAUUAAAGGAGAAAAACGGUUUAAAGGUGCACAUUGGCACUGUUACCGCUGUAGAAAUGGUUUCAACAGGAGGGAUGAGGCCAUCAAACACUAUAAAACACACUUCCGAAAUCCCCACACCACAUUUCAGAUCCAAGUCACACAGAAUGUGAACUGCCGACAGUAUUAUGGUGAGAGCUCAGAGGCUCAUGCUAAAGCUUAUGAAGGGCUGGCAGUGAGUCUUGGACCAGGUGGAGAUGGCACUAGCAUUGGAUCCAUCUUAACUCAGCCUUUCCUAACCACUGGCACUGAAACCCUAUUGACUGUGGAGCCAAAGGAAGAUGGUGAGAGAAAUGGUAUCCCAUUGGGUGCUGAGGAAGAGGUGGGGUCUUCCCAGAAUUCAUCUGAUGGGACUCAGACUCUUGUUCUUAUGGACCCUGAUGGACAGGGAAACAGUGUGAUCUAUGACACAGCUACUGGUAUCAUCACUGAACAGGAGACAGAAGGCUGGGAGCAGGCCCUGUUACAGAAACGACUCCUGGAGCUCCACCAGCAGAUCGACACAGUACGCCAGGAAAAGGAGAGUAUGGAGAACACACUACGAGCUGAGAUUAAACAGCUCAAAGAACAGGUUGCAAGCCUGGUUCAGUCUAACGUAAGGAUGUUUGAGGAACUGCAAGCUUAUCAAUGCCCAGAUCACAGCCAGCAGAAGGUGGCCAAGCUUCUGGAAAACCUUGAAGCUCAACACAAAGAGCUCCUGCAGGCCCAGCUGGCCUCACUCAGGAGGGAGAUCCUGUCAGGAUCACAUAACAUGCCAAUCGAUGGCCACACGGGGGCUCUGGAGCUCAGUGUAGAUUCAGAGGAGCCACAGACUGAAGCCAUUAGUGGCCAUUUAACAGGACUGGAAGAUAUGGAUGUGCAACAUGAGGAACUAAAAUCCACAGAUCUUGAACUAGUACCAACCGAUACAACGCCCUGCUUGGAGAGCCCUGGCUUGGACUUAGAUUUGCCAAACUCUGGCUUGACUACAUCUAAGAUUUUAGAGGAUAAACGGGAAGUGUCAUUGUCCCCUGUGUCAUCUAAGAAGCGCAGCUCAGCAGAUGACUCAGAAGAGAUGACUCAGAGCAAAGUGCAGAGAGUCAGCUGAGAAUGACUUGAUGUUAAAAACAAGCAUUUUUAUCACUUCCAGUCCUUUUUUAUUAACAAACUGCUGU
This is a messenger RNA of Carassius carassius (crucian carp), 1594 nucleotides long. RefSeq lists its product as uncharacterized. The record is from RefSeq and is a predicted model, not a curated record. The transcript has 8 exons. NCBI's taxonomy places the organism in Eukaryota, Metazoa, Chordata, Actinopteri, Cypriniformes, Cyprinidae. Bases 142 to 1527 code for a protein of 461 amino acids.